AUGUCGAGAUCAGGACAGAAGGUCGCUCUCAUUGUAGGUGCUUCUCGGGGCAUAGGAAGACAAGUUGCUGUCGAUCUGGCGAAGAACGGGUACGCCGUCGUUGUUGCCGCGAAAAGUACAUCGGAUGCCUCGACUGUCACCCCUUUUCCUCCGGAUCCGAACUCCCCGCAGUCCACGAUCAGCACUGUCGCGCGCGAGAUUCGCGAAGCCGGCGGAGAAGCGACUGCUGUCGCUGUAGACACCCGCGACUAUACCUCCAUCCAGAACUUACUCGUCGAAACAAUCAAGAAGUAUGGACAUCUCGAUGUGUUGGUCUACAAUUCGGGCGCCAUCUGGUGGGCAAGCGUUGAGAACACGCCUAUGAAGCGCUUUCAGCUCAUGCAACGCGUGAAUGUGGAAGGCCUGUAUGGCACAGUCCAAGCUUCCCUCCCGCAUUUCAGAGCGAACGGGUGGAAGGGCCGCAUCAUCGUUGUCAGCCCCCCUAUUUACUCGCGCUUCUUCAGAGGCAAAACGGCGUACGCAAUGGGUAAAGUAGGCAUGAGUGUCCUCACCAAAGGCCUAGCUAUGGACUGGGAAAGAGAAGGCAAGGGGGAAAUGGCCAUCACGAGUAUUUGGCCUGCAGCGGCAAUUCAGAGUGCCGCGACGAAAGAUGCAGAGAAAGAAAGCGCGCAUGAAUUGCGCAAGCCCACUAUAUACUCGGCCGCUAUCCUUGCGAUGCUGCAAGCACCUGCAACAGAAGUCAAUGGGUGUUUGGAACUCGAUGAAGAUUUCCUUCGGCAAAAAGGCAGAACGGACUUCGAAGAAUUCAACGUUGUUGCUGGGUCCAGGCCGCGGCGAAUUAUGCCGAAAUUGCUUCCCGACUUAACGGUCAAUGAGCAGGAUGACGAGGGCAAGAGAAUGGAUAGUACAAAGUUGCGUUCAAAAAUGUAG
Didymosphaeria variabile is the source of this 930-nucleotide messenger RNA. RefSeq lists its product as uncharacterized. The transcript has 2 exons. The record is from RefSeq and is a predicted model, not a curated record. Lineage: Eukaryota; Fungi; Ascomycota; Dothideomycetes; Pleosporales; Didymosphaeriaceae. Bases 1 to 930 code for a protein of 309 amino acids. Gene Ontology annotation, molecular function: oxidoreductase activity.